This is a messenger RNA of Diplodia corticola, 1992 nucleotides long. RefSeq names its product camp phosphodiesterase class-ii. Gene Ontology annotation, molecular function: 3',5'-cyclic-AMP phosphodiesterase activity; 3',5'-cyclic-GMP phosphodiesterase activity. The record is from RefSeq and is a predicted model, not a curated record. Gene Ontology annotation, biological process: cGMP catabolic process; negative regulation of glucose mediated signaling pathway; cAMP catabolic process. The transcript is spliced from 2 exons. The coding region runs from base 1 to 1992 and encodes 663 amino acids. Lineage: Eukaryota; Fungi; Ascomycota; Dothideomycetes; Botryosphaeriales; Botryosphaeriaceae.
AUGAAGAAAGACGAUGGAUUUGCGGACCAGCCCCCCAAAGACGCAGCUAUCCAGGUGAUAUGUCUGGGAGCCGGUGGCGGUCCAAACGAAGAUAGCGUCACCGGCCUACUCGUGCGCGCCACGGCAUCGAAAUGGUCGAGGAACUCUAUUCUGGCCAUCGACGCGGGGACGCAUCUGGCAUCCAUCACAAGAAUCCUGGAGCAACAUUUCCCCUCGGUCGUGCAGAACACCCCGACGUCUUCACGCGUGCGCUUUGAGGACAACGAGACUUCCCCCAGUCCGACCAAUACCUCAUCACAACAAGAAAGCUCGGACGCAGGGUCCGAGAUCUCUUGGCGAUCGGCUUCGCCUCAGCCGACAAUAACGACGCUAAGCUCGGGAGCCUUUGCUGGCCUGCCAUUUCCGCACGCUUCAGCACGCGCAAACGCCGUGCAUGUAGUCCGCGAACACGUCGCAACCUACCUCAUCACACAUCCGCAUCUCGACCACCUCUCUGGAUUUGUCAUUAACACUGCCGCCUUUCAUAAUACGUCCAAGCCGAAGCGUCUAGCUGCUCUGCCGUUUACUGUCAACUCUAUCAAAACCCACAUCUUCAAUGACGUCAUAUGGCCCAACCUCACCGACGAAGACGGAGGGGUAGGAUUUGUUACUUUCCAACGAUUAGCUGAAGGUGGCCAUCAUGCUCUUGGAGAUGGUCCUGGAAGGGGAUACAUCGAAGUUUGUGAUGGAUUGGGUGUGAAAGGGUUCAAGGUCAGCCAUGGGAAUUGCAUGAAGGGACCCGGACACAUCCACAGAGGCAGCAGCGUUCAGAUCUCGGAGAUUGGCCCUAAUGGUUUACCGCUUCCACCGCAUGGACCUGGUGUGGCAGAUGGAAGAUCCCUCUCGGUGUCGCAACCUUCGGCACCCGGAACGCCCAUGUUUACCGGCGCAUCUGGUACAUCGGUGCCGCCACUGGAUAUGGGCAUGCAGCAAUGCGUCGUUGACAGUUCAGCCUAUUUCAUUCGCACUGAGCUGGGUACUCAUUAUUCGUCAUCCUCACGCCCACCCCCGGCCCGGGAAAUCCUUAUUUUCGGCGAUGUCGAGCCUGAUAUGCUUUCGCUCUCGCCUCGCACCGCUCACGUUUGGGCCGAAGCAGCACCAAAGAUCGCUAACGGAACCUUGAAGGCAGUCUUCAUUGAGUGCAGUUAUGCCGAUACUCAAGGAGAUGCUGUAUUGUUCGGACACCUCGCGCCGCGCCAUUUGAUAAAAGAGCUGGAAACCCUCGCAGAUAUGGUGAGAGAUGCGAAGAACAAGCUUGAGAUCGAGCGGGAAGAACAUCGAAAGGGCCGAAAGAGGAAACGGACAAGCACCAGCAGUACCAAUGGUUUCCUUUCCGGCACCGACGAUGACUAUUACAUUCGCCGACGUAGCCGGUCACGACAACAUUCCCGCACAUCCGCCGUCGCAGCAACAUCCGCUCCUACCUCGGCAGCCACUUCAAUCAAUGAAUACGCACCUGGAUCCAGUUCACGCACCAAUUCCAUUGCUCUCCUAUCUCCUGGCGAGAGGAUAAUGCGCGACUACAUGGACACGCCCACGCCCUCGGGCAGUCCAACGCCCACGCCAGGCCCAGAAACACCCGUCGCCAACGGCGCUUCGCACGCAAUGCAGCAGCAGCAAACCCUCCUCCAGCAGCAGGCUCCCCCGUCGCUCUCGGUCACUUCUUAUGCCGCCGCACCCGCAGUUCUCGACCCCCAAGCCGCGGAUGGGGAACAACAACAGCAACAACAACAGCAGCUUCAACAAGCCCAACGCCAACAAAGGGAACACGCGCCGCUGAAGGGCCUCCAGGUGGUCGUCAUUCACGUCAAAGAUACGCUCAUGGACGGUCCGCCGGUGGGUGACAGGAUCUUGGUCGAGCUCGAAAACCACGAGCGAAAUCUCGCGGAUGCCGGGAAGCCCCUGGGCUGCGAGUUUGUCAUCAGUCAUCAUGGCGGAAGCUACUGGUUCUAG